Messenger RNA from Eubalaena glacialis (North Atlantic right whale), 1297 nucleotides. RefSeq names its product stratifin (gene SFN). NCBI's taxonomy places the organism in Eukaryota, Metazoa, Chordata, Mammalia, Artiodactyla, Balaenidae. Bases 54 to 800 code for a protein of 248 amino acids. The record is from RefSeq and is a predicted model, not a curated record. Gene Ontology annotation, cellular component: cytoplasm. The transcript is spliced from 2 exons. Gene Ontology annotation, biological process: signal transduction. Gene Ontology annotation, molecular function: protein kinase binding.
CAUCAGAAGCGACGAGCCAGCCUGCAGAGCCAAGCCUGAUGCCAGCAUGAGCCAUGGAGAGAGCCAGCCUGAUCCAGAAGUCCAAGUUGGCCGAGCAGGCUGAACGCUACGAGGACAUGGCAGCCUUCAUGAAGAGCGCCGUGGAAAAGGGUGAGGAGCUAUCCUGCGAAGAGCGCAACCUGCUCUCAGUGGCCUACAAGAAUGUGGUGGGUGGCCAGCGGGCCGCGUGGAGAGUCCUGUCCAGCAUCGAGCAGAAGAGCAACGAGGAGGGCUCAGAAGAGAAGGGCCCGGAGGUGCGAGAGUACCGGGAGAAGGUGGAGACGGAGCUCCAGGGCGUAUGCAACACGGUGUUGGGCUUGCUGAACACCCAUCUCAUCAAGGAGGCCGGUGACGCCGAAAGUCGGGUCUUCUACCUGAAAAUGAAGGGCGACUACUACCGGUACCUGGCUGAGGUGGCCACCGGUGAUGACAAGAAGCGCAUCAUUGACUCAGCCCGGUCGGCCUACCAGGAGGCCAUGGACAUCAGCAAGAAGGAGAUGCCGCCCACCAACCCCAUCCGCUUGGGCCUGGCCCUGAACUUUUCUGUCUUCCACUAUGAGAUCGCCAACAGCCCCGAGGAGGCCAUCUCGCUGGCCAAGACCACCUUCGACGAGGCCAUGGCUGACCUGCACACCCUCAGCGAGGACUCCUACAAAGACAGCACCCUCAUCAUGCAGCUGCUGCGGGACAACCUGACGCUGUGGACGGCCGACAACGCCGGGGAAGAGGGGUGCGAGGCUCCCGAGGAGCCCCAGAGCUGAGCCGUGCCUGCUGCCCUCCCUGCCCUGCCUGCUUGUCCCCCACUCCUGGCAGAGAGGACUUGUACGGGGUGGGAGGCCCAACCCUUCUCCCCAGAUGCUCUGCCCCAGCUCAGAAAGGCUCCACAGAGAGGAACCAGCAGAGCUGAGGCCACCUGGAGCCAGAGGAUUCCAUGCUUCCUGCAGCUGUCAGGUGCUCCUGGCCACUGGUCAUCCCACCCAGCCCUGCUCUCUGCACCUCCGCCCCCCGACCCCACCCCUGAACCUGGCCACUUCCUCCCCACCCCGCCCCCCUCCUGCCCCUGCUGCCUCUGGAUCUUAGGAAUUGAGGAGUGUCCCACCCUUGUGGCUGAGAACUCAACUGUGUGGCAGAGGCUGGAGAUGAGAGAGAGAGAGAGAGAGAGAGAGAGAGUGUGCGCGUGUGUGCGUGCAGCGAGCAAGACCAAGGAAGAGAGGGAAAGCAUGUCUGCUGGGUGUGACCAUGUUUCCUCUCAAUAAAG